GUAAUGAGUUAUGCACGUUCAUUGAGUGUUCAAAAUCAAAAGCAUUGUUUUCUUUUGACUAUCUAUCCAGGGCGAUAGACCUCUCUGAUGGACGCGAUAUUAUUGUUUACUCUCGAUAUUUUCCCUUCAUGUUUAACCUACCUUCCCUUCCAUACACAACAAUCGCUCUCACUGGCAAAGAAACUCCGACAAGCCGAACUUGCAGCGGUCCCUCAGAUUCAUGCAUCACGUGACUUAACGGUUACGUACGUUAUUCAUCACGUCACCGACGGAUCCGUUUCUUCAUUCGUCGUCCUUGUGAACGAAUCGCGAGAGAGAGAGGCCCGCAUGUUGUUGUGCCACUUGCGUCCUCACGGUUCAUCCUCACAUCGCAUGCUUGGUGUGGAGGAAGGGGAGAUGUUGUUAUCACCCACAGUACUCUCCUGAUGCAGCUCGGCUGCUGCACUCAGUUUCCGCUCGCACGUGGUGACGGCGUCGCCGCAGUCGCUGGCAGACGUGGAGUCGUGCCUCUCUGCCGCCGUCGACACGAAAGAGGUACAUACAAUUCUUCUGCGUUAAAGAAGUGCCGGUUGAACAAAUUUUGCUAUGAGGUUGAAAUUCACAGAACUGCUGUCAGACGUACAGAUGACACCCAACUGUCGACAGGACAACAACAAUGUCGACUGUCCUGACACUACUGUGUCUCUGUAGCCUCACCUUGUGGACCACCACGGACGGCAAAGUAUUCACCCCCGAACUGACUUCCAAGAAUUGAGGAAUUCGUGAACAACCUCAUGCAGUGCCGCGGGGUUAUCGGUCUGUCCUUGGCCGUCGUCAAGGGUAACCAGACCUGGACUCGAGGGUUCGGCAUGGCCGACAAAGCCUCCGGACGACCGGUCAGUUCCUCCACCUUGUUCGCUAUCGGAUCCGUGACCAAGGCCUUCACCUCACCAUCCUGGCCAUGUUAAUCGACGAAAGCCAGGGAAAGUACACGUGGCAAACAAAGGUCAAGGACGUUCUUGGAAAUGAGUUCCAGCUGGCAGACGAGUAUUUGACCAGUCACGUGACAAUCAAGGACCUGUUGCUACACAGGACAGGCUUAGCGACCACCAAUCUUCCAUUGUUCGCGGGUUUCCCAGACACUCUGACAAGAAAGGACUUAACUAUGCGGCUGCGGUUUCUUCCGGUGUCAGGACUGUUUCGUGACGAGUAUAACUACAACAACUGGAUGUACGCACUGGCCGGGAGGGUCGCCGAGGUGAUGGGGGGAGCAUCCUGGGAGGAGCUUCUCCAUCAACGCAUCUUUCAGCCUUUGCAGAUGAAUGACAGCCGGGUCAUCGGGUACAAUGUCGAUGUGGAUGCGGACAACUUUGCCUUGCCUUAUGUUCAGCUCAGGAAUGAAAUUGUGCGGUCAGACCCCGUGAUUUACAAGAUGACUGCCACAGAGCCCGCUAUCGCCAUCGCCUCUUCUGCGGACGACAUGGCCAAGUGGCUGUCUUGGCACGUGCGGGGAGGAGUGACGUCAGAUGGCCACGUGACGCUCAAGAAGUCCUGCCUCCAGGAGAUGUACGCACCGCACAUGGCCGUGCCCGACCUUACUUACAUUAAGAAGCCACAGUUUCCGAUCUCAAUCAACAACUAUGGUUAUGGGUACGGGUGGACAACAGCCACUUACAGAGGGUAUUCGAUGGUCUGGCAUAGUGGAAUAAUACUCGGUUACCUCACACUCUUGACUCUUCUACCCGAUCUUGAUAUUGGUAUCUUCAUCAGCACCAAUGGGCCUGGAACUAUGAACACAUCUUUCGCUCGCUCAGAAGUCUCCUACUAUAUAACAGACCUUCUUUUAAGACUAGACCCUUGGUUAAAUAAUGCAAACGCUUGCCAGUUUCCUCAGGAGUGGGAGAACGUGACAGAUGACCCGUCAGAGGAUUCAGUCUUGGUUCACGGAGAACUCAAGGGACUUCAAAACUUCGUUGGACAGUACGGAAACGUUUUGUUCGGGGACAUCACAGUAACUAAAAACGGAAGCAACGAACUGCUGGUGAACUACGGACGAGUGACGGGAAAAUUGCAUAAAACAAAGGAAGACCAUGUUCUUAUGAUGGAUAUUUUAGGCGUCUUGGAGUUCGUGACACAUGUAGGGAACGAUGUCUUGUACAUUAACACGACCUUCGCGAAGGCAGACGAGAGUGGACAAUACCAGGAGAUAUUAGUGAGCUCCCCUUCAAUGACUGACAGUAUUAUUAUGGUAUUCAAACGUGGAGUUACCUUUUCCCAUCUGUCAGACCCACUGACCAGCGGAAGCACCACAUCAAACUUUGCUUUUAUUCUCUACUUUAUGACCCAUUUCUUCCUUUUCUUGCUGGUGUUUCCCGAAGGGAUUUUUAUAAAUACGAAUGAAAGAAAUAUACUUUAAACAAACAGCUUCUUAGAGACACAGUGGUACUGAAGCUCUUCAGAAGGCAACGCAUAAAUUUAAUCUGAAUGUUCGUGUGUCAAAUCAAUUUACAUUAAUAUUAAAAUUAACACGAUUUUCUAAUCUGAGAAUCUUCUAAGCUGAUCCUUCUUCUAUUUUAUAAACGUUCUCGGUGAAUAUUAGCCUUGAUUUUAAAAUAAUGUGCUGAAACGUAAAUGUGUUAUUUCUUUCUUAAUUACACUAUUACAAUACUAUACUAUCAGCACUUCGAAGAAAUUCUGAACCAACCUCAUCCCCAUCUUUUCCUGAUGUACCACCAGCAACUGAACAGCUCCACGUCAACACUAGCCCUCCCACUAAAGCAGAAGUCAUCAAUACCAUCAAAACCACCUGGCCAAGUGACCAGAGAAAGGAGACCUCUCCCAGUGCAACAGUUCGCGGGGUAUCAUACUGCUGUCCAUUCCCAGCAAAGUCUUGACAAAUAAUAAUAAUAAUAAUGAUAAUGAUAAUAAUAAUAAUAAUAAUAAAUAAUAAUAAUAAUAAUAAUAAUAAUAAUAAUAACAGAGAGAGACGGAAGAAGGCACUAGACAAGAGACUGAGACCAGAAUAAGCAAGGUUUUACCAGAAUAGGUCAUGUACUGACCACAACGCCACCCUCCGUAUCAUCAAUGAGCAGUCUAAAGAGCUGUUGUUGUUGUACGAGAGAAUCUUCACUUUUCCGAAUUGCACGUUGGUGAACGGACGUCCGACUUGAAGAGACGCAAGAAAGUGGUCCGCUGGACUUUGCGAAUGUGUAGUGUACUGGAAGUCUACAGCAGCACGAGUUAGACUUAGAUUAUUGAUGUACGUAAAGGAGUGGUCAGUAAACAUUGAGUGGUGAACACUGAACGUCGAACUGUGAUUAUAGUAUAACAAACUGAAUAUUGAUUUAUUGUGUGAGCAUUUAUGAGACGAGCGACAUCGAGGAGAGAUAAGUUUUUAAGAAUUACGUGUGAACCUAAAUGUCAACUAUUUCUGUAUCUAUGUACUGUUUUGUUACAUUCUUUGAUUUAUAUAUAUAUUGGCAUAUUAACUGAGUGAGUGUUGUAAUUAGGUGUGGUCGAGCGCUUGUUAACACGUACCAUAAUAUCAGUGGUUAAGCUCUGAUAUCUAAACCCAGGGACAUACCAGUUCGAGACACGUAUGGCGCAGAAAACUUCUGAGUAGACACAGCCAUCAAUGUGUGAACUGCUGUCUCUUAUUACUUUCACAGUUCUAAAUGUGGUCAUUAAGGCAUUCAGCCUUUUUCAUGACGGUAAAAUAUCGCACUGUUCAGUCAAACACAUUCCUUUUUAUUUGUGAUCAAACCAAUCACUAUAAAAAUAUUUUUCUUAAAAUAUAAAAAUCUUUAUUGUUAAAUAUACCAGCAGAUACCAUCUGAAGGAUAUCACAGCUAAUAAAAUCUACUGAGGUGAUUUAUUAUUGAACUGUACUUUCAACGACGGCUAUAAAGACAGCUGACACCAUCAAAGAUAUGAACUCCAGUCUUAAUCUCUAGCCUUUUAAAGUAUGAUUGCAAAAACAUCUGGUUCUAUUAAAGAGGGGAACUUCGGUAUUAAUUUCUCCUAUUUGUUUUCUCUGUCGCCUUCUCCGUGUAUGUCCUUCAUUCCCUCCUUCCUUGUGUUUUCGUGUGUUCAAAAGAAGCGUGUCAUGACAAACAGAUUCUUUGACAGUACGAGCGGCAAGACAAUUCUCGAAUAAAUAAUGUCGUGCUUUCAUCCAAAAUAAAUCGUUCUGUAGCCGUAGUCAUCAAGCCAGAGGAAGUGGUUUUCCUGGGGCAAAAUAGUAGUGUAGUCAGACCGCGGUGUGCGCAUGCUUGCUGCCCUCUACCUUCCCCUGUCCCCCUCAACACACCAUCAGCCCACCAGCACCGUUGAUGAUUCCAACCGCAGCUUUGAUGUGAUUCAACUGCUGAAACCAUCAUUCGGACAAACGGCGACGUGGCAAGCGGCUGACGCCACCCCUCCCUGCACCACCACCAAAAACUUAGCACCCAGGUGAUUAGCUCUAUAAAUGCGCACUCUUCUCUGUGGUAUUCGGCAAAGAGUGUGUCCUCAAAAACAGACUGGACAGAAAGCGAAAGACCUAAAAUCUUGUGAAGAGGUUGACGAGCCCAGUGUCAUGAGUGUCAUCAGUAGACAAUCUUGGAGGACCUCUACGACUGUGUUCAGACAAAAACAAUGUCAACUAUCCUGGCCCUGCUAUGUCUCUGUAGCCUCACCUUGUGCACCGCUGUGGACUGUAAGAUGUUCACUCCAGAACUGACUUCUAAUAUUGAAGAGAUUGCAAACGGACAGGUAGAUAGCAGCAGUCACCUGCUACACCUCAGAAGUGCUCCAGCGAAAGCCUUGACAUCCGGGUGAUCAUCUCUAUCAAGACCAACUGUUUUCUGGCGUGGCAGUAUCAGCCACAAGUACUGAGGUACCCGGUAAAAAGUCUCGUCACAGCAGUCUGAGGGAAGUCUGAGGAUGACUUACCGAGUGUCAGCACUCCUAGGAGGGCUUCCACAACUAUCUUUAUAAAAAAAAACCAACAAUGGCGACUGUCUGGAACUGCUGUCUCUGUAGCCUCACCUUGAUGUCCUUGUGGUGAACCUCAUCCAGUGGAUUUCCUUGGCCGUCGUCAAGGGGAACGAGACCUGGAUCUAGGGUUGGGCAUGACCGACACAACCUCCAGACGACCAGUGCAUUCAAUUC
Molecule: messenger RNA, 5130 nt
Organism: Pomacea canaliculata
Lineage: Eukaryota; Metazoa; Mollusca; Gastropoda; Architaenioglossa; Ampullariidae
Product: penicillin-binding protein 4-like
Exons: 6
Coding region: 941-2395 (484 amino acids)
Source: RefSeq, a predicted model, not a curated record